Peronospora matthiolae is the source of this 981-nucleotide messenger RNA. NCBI's taxonomy places the organism in Eukaryota, Oomycota, Peronosporomycetes, Peronosporales, Peronosporaceae. The record is from the annotation of a GenBank genome assembly.
AUGGGCAUCCAUGCUGUUAGCGUCAUGCUAGAGGCUCUCAAUAGAGAUGCCCAACAUGCUACUAUCGCCAAGUUCAUUCAAAAUGAACUUGACGCAGAACGCGAGAAAUUUGAACUGUUGAGACAGCAGCAGGCUGCUGCUGGUGGGUCGAUGCACUCGCGUCGACCCGAAACCUUGAAGAUUGACAUCUCAAAGUAUAGGGGGGUCGAAGAAGACUCCCUCUUGAGAUGGUUCGUCGAAUUGGAUGACGCCAUAAGGGCGCGUCGCAUCGACGACGGGGAUAUGCAAGUUGCAUUUGCCCAAUCAAAUCUGGCAGGACGUGCCAAGACUUGGGCACUGGGGCUCAAGCUGCACGACCCAUAUGCGUUUGGGUCGUUGGAAGUCUUCAAGUCGCGGCUCAGACAAACGUUUGAACCGCCUAGAGCUGAGUUCAGAGCUCGAACCGAACUCUUGAAGCUCAAGCAGGGUAAGCGUGAUGUGCACGCUUACGCUCAACAUAUACGACAUCUCACGAGUUGUAUAAGUUCCAAUCCGGUGGAUGAACACACGUUGGUUUCGGUGUUCAUGCAGGGUCUUGCGGAUGGUCCCGUCAAGACUCACCUGUUCCGGCUUGAACUAGAUUCACUAGAACAAGCCAUUUCAAUUGCGGAGCAGGAAGACUUCAGUCUGAGACAGGCUCGCGCCAGCUCGACAUCAUAUCGUCAACCGAGACGAUAUGACAACGGAGGUCCAGAGCCGAUGGAACUCUGUUAUGUAGAGAGCGAGAAGGCUCGCUCUACAGGCUACAAGAAGUUGCAGAGAUGCAACAGAUGUCAAAAGACAGGACACUACGCUUACGAGUGUAGUGCCCCUCGUCCAGUGUCUCGCGACACUGGGCGUAGUGACCGUCCACCCAUGAGAAAGGGGCAGGGACGCGGAUCCACUGUUGGUCCAAAGACGCAACAACGGGAUGGACCGUCAAAAAACGGACAGGAUCAGUAG